AUGGAGAAAAAAUACGAUCAGAUUUCUAAUGAUCUUGCAUUAGAAAUUCUAGCAAAAUUACCUGUUAAAUCUUUGAAGCGGUUUAGUUGCGUGCAAAAGUCUUGGCUAAAUUUACUUGAGAAUUCUAAUUUCAAGAGUAUGUACUACGAGAAUUUAAAAUCCAAAACUGCUUAUUCAUCGUCUCUGCUUCUAUGGAGAAAUUUUUAUGACCAAAGAGGUGAUGGAAACAACGUCUAUAAAAAAGAUGUGUAUUUGCUUUCUGGAGAGAAGUAUGAAAACAUAGUUAGAUUAGUUUUGCCAAGUCUGGUUGAGGAAUAUGAUGUUCCCGGCAUGGUUAUAGAAUGUGUUAAUGGUAUCAUAUGCUACUCUGAAACUUAUGGUCGUAAGGGAAAAAAACUAAAAAUUGGACUUUGGAACCCCAAAACUGAUGAGCGUAAAAUUAUUCCUCCGAGUAUUAUUAUCGAUGAGCCCGGCUUUGAUCUAGAGGUAAGUGUUCAUGGAUUUGGUUAUGAUAAUAUGAAUGAUGACUAUAAAGUGAUUCAAUGUGUAUAUUAUAUUGAUUAUGAAUUUUACUUAGAUGGACCUUCUCCAAUUUGGCAAAUUUAUAGUCUAAAAAAUAAUUGUUGGAAAAAACUUGAGCUUGAAAUGAAUCACAAUGAAUUUUUAGAACAAGGUUCUGUAAAGUACUUAAAUGGAGUAUGCCAUUGGUGCUGUGAAGAGUAUGGAGAAGAAGUAAUUGUGUCAUUUAACCUCAGCACUGAAACGUUUCAAACCACAUCGAUUGUUUUGGUGCAAAGAAAUGAUGCUCCCCCUAUUAGAGUUUUGGUAGUGCUCAACGAGUCUCUUGCUCUAAUUUCCUCUCUUGCUGAGAAUAGCUGUAUUGAAAUAUCCAUUUUGGGUGAAAUUGGUGUGAAAGAAUCUUGGGUGAAGCUUUUUACAGUUAGACACUUUCUAGAAAUUGAUUUUCCAUUUGGAAUGGGCAACAAAUGUGAUGUAAUAUAUUUUAUCGAAAACUAUAACGAUGAAUUGGCUUCCUUUGAUGUCAUCACAGGCAAAAUAAUUCACAAUAUUGGUAUCAAAGCAGAGUGGUUUGGUGCAUGGAUUUACAAAGAAAACCUCCUCUCUUUCACCACAAGAAUUAAUUGA
Arachis ipaensis is the source of this 1146-nucleotide messenger RNA. Its product is annotated as F-box/kelch-repeat protein At3g06240-like. NCBI's taxonomy places the organism in Eukaryota, Viridiplantae, Streptophyta, Magnoliopsida, Fabales, Fabaceae. Gene Ontology annotation, molecular function: protein binding. The record is from RefSeq and is a predicted model, not a curated record.